Penicillium salamii is the source of this 1674-nucleotide messenger RNA. Lineage: Eukaryota; Fungi; Ascomycota; Eurotiomycetes; Eurotiales; Aspergillaceae. The record is from the annotation of a GenBank genome assembly.
AUGGAGAUUGAGAUAACAAAUUUCCCGGACUACCUCCCCUUCAUUCUCAACGACAUCUCAUCGAGCUGUUGUAUCUCCAUCGACUUUGAGCUGUCUGGACUUGCAUUUCCCCCGAGUACACGGACCGAGACGCCAACCGUGCAGGAACGAUACCUCGAAGCCAAGGAAGCUGCUGAGCGCUAUCAGAUCCUACAGGUUGGGUUGACCAUUUGCCAUGAGAACCCGACGACCGCCACCUACAUCCUCAAGCCUUACAACUUCAAUAUCAGUCCGAUCACUAAUCCUGGGAUGGAUGUGCAUCGUGACUGGGUGUUUGGAAGCCGUUCAAUGGAGUUUCUCCUCAACCAAGGCUUCAGCAUUGACACGAUGUGCAAUACCGGCGUCCGAUACCUCUCUCGAGAAGAGGAAGAGUUGGCUAUCCAGAUUGCGGUUGAAAAAUCUCGUUGUCGGACACCUAUCCCGGAUAUGAAGAUCCAAGAGGAUGACCGAGAAUGUUUGGAGUUCCUGCAAUCCUCGCGGCUUACAAUCAACAGUUGGCUUGCAGAGGGAGCGAAACGCCAAGAGUGGCUGAAUAUCCCACCACCUACCGCUGUCCCAUCUCCUCCCCGCGAGAUUCCCUUGGGACUAAGCAGUACACAGAAGCGGCUCGUGCAUCAACUUGUCAGCAUCGAGUAUCCAGGUCUGACAUCCCGGGGUGCAUCGACAUUUGUUCAGAUCCAGAAUCGGAACCCAGACGCUGAGCGACGGUCCUUUGAAACGAGGUUGAAGACUAGAAAGCAACGGAUCAAAAACAACAUCGGGUUUCGAUGGAUUGCUGAAGCACUCGUUGGGGGAAAUUUGAACGAGCUUGACCCGGAAGUCUUCGAACCCCUGCUGAGAAGAAUCAAAAACCCGAUGCUGGAUGUUCAGCAACUGUCAGAGAGAGUUAAAAGGCAGCUCAAGCAGAACAGACCUGUCAUGGUGGGGCACAACAUGUUCUUUGAUCUACUCUUCUUCUACAGAUGCUUCAUAGGCUCAUUGCCGGAUACUCUCCAAGAAUUCAAUGGCGCCAUCCAUGAUCUGUUCCCUAUGCUGGCGGAUACCAAGUAUCUGGCUACCCACGAUUGCGGCAUCAUGGCGCGACAUUCUUCAUUGGAGGAUCUGAACAAUAAUCUGGCACAUCUGAAGUAUCCCAAGAUAGAGCUCGACGUCCGCUUCACAAAAUACAAAUUCCGCAGAUGCGCCCACGAAGCAGGCUACGAUAGCUUACUGACGGCCUUGGCCUUCAUCAAAUUGGGAGGUAACCUGCAACGGAAUCCAGCCCUCUUUGAUCACACAAGCGAGAUGCCAGCCCUGUGUUCCGCGGAGGAUUCUCAAAGCCUAUUUUCCAUUGCCAUGCAGCAAUUGGAUCACCAGAUAUCAUCAGCCAAGAGUGAGUCCCACGAGUUCUUUGAUCAGGAGUGUGAGAUUAUCCCAACCGUUGAUGAAGAGCAAGUUGCGGAACCCGGCAGAUCCUGGGAAGACUACGGAGACAGGCAAAUCACGAACUUGGCCAACCGAGGGAUGCUGGUGCCACGCCUGGGGACAGUCUUCUGGUCCAAUUACGGAAAUAAACUGAGAGUGUUCGGCACGCGAGAGGGUAUCAUUCGAGUGACCGACCACCAGAUCAAGGUCGGGGUGCUGAUUGAACUUUAG